AUGUGGCUUCCUCUGCUAGUGGUGUUGAGUCUGAUCUUCAUAUACAGGUGGUAUAGACAGAGUCAGAUACUGGAGGAUCUUUCAGAUAAAUAUGUCUUUAUUACUGGAUGUGACACUGGAUUUGGCAACCUGUUGGCAAAACAGCUGGACAGUCAGGGAAUGAAUGUUCUGGCUGCUUGUUUGACGGAGAAGGGGGCACAGAACCUAAAGAAAGAGGCCUCUGGUAGACUUCAAACAGUAAUACUGGAUGUCACCGACAGUCAAAGUGUCAACUCUGCUGCCAAGUGGGUUUCCACUAUUGUUAAAGAAAAAGGUGGUCUCUGGGGCCUGGUGAAUAAUGCAGGCAUUGGUAUUCCAGGAGGCACCAAUGAAUGGCUUUCUAAAGAUGAUUUCUUAAAGGUUAUAAAUGUAAAUCUACUGGGUGCCGUGGAUGUGACACUUCAUUUCUUGCCCUUGAUCCGAAAAGCAAGAGGGAGAAUCGUCAAUGUAAGCAGUGUGGCUGGUAGAAUCAGUAUCUGUGGUGGAGGAUACUGCAUAUCAAAAUAUGGAAUAGAAUCCUUUUCAGACAGUCUUCGGAAUGAAAUGCGUCCAUUUGGAGUAAAAGUGUGCAUAAUUGAACCUGGAUUUUUCAGUACACAAAUAACCAACACAGAAUUACAAAAAGAAAAUAUAAAACGCUGCUGGGAGAAAACCUCUGAAGAAGUCCGACAAGCCUAUGGAGAAGAGUAUUUUAGAAAUGUUUGCAGCUCUGUUGAUAUGAUCGGACCACUCUGCACCACAAAGCUGUCUCGAGUUACAAACUGCAUCAAGCACGCACUGACUGCAGUUCACCCAUGGACACGAUAUUCUGCUGGCUGGGAUGCCAAAUUCAUACUUGUGCCUCUCUCUUACCUCCCCACAGCAGUUUUGGAUUUUAUUCUAAUCAUGGGGCAGCCUAAACCAGCCCAGGGGAUCUGA
Staurois parvus is the source of this 957-nucleotide messenger RNA. The record is from the annotation of a GenBank genome assembly. NCBI's taxonomy places the organism in Eukaryota, Metazoa, Chordata, Amphibia, Anura, Ranidae.